Molecule: messenger RNA, 793 nt
Organism: Nothobranchius furzeri (turquoise killifish)
Lineage: Eukaryota; Metazoa; Chordata; Actinopteri; Cyprinodontiformes; Nothobranchiidae
Gene: snu13b
Product: SNU13 homolog, small nuclear ribonucleoprotein b (U4/U6.U5)
Biological process (GO): ribosome biogenesis; mRNA splicing, via spliceosome; maturation of LSU-rRNA
Cellular component (GO): cytosolic large ribosomal subunit; box C/D methylation guide snoRNP complex; precatalytic spliceosome
Molecular function (GO): RNA binding
Source: RefSeq, a predicted model, not a curated record
AAAUUACAUUCCCUGUGCGCAUGUGCAGCCUGACGACCAUCACACACGUGGGGUCAACGUUUGGAUCUAGUGCAUGCUGCAGAUAAUAGUCGUUUUGUGGCGCUAUUAAAACUCGAAUGAAACAAGAAUAAUUCACGUUUCGAUUGUAUUUAUAUUCUGAAGACAAAUCAAAUAGUCCUCCGUGAAGCAUUUCGCCGAGAGGGCCGGAUUACAAAAAUGAGUGAGCCCCAAGUGAACCCAAAGGCCUACCCUCUGGCCGACGCCACCCUGACCAAAACCAUCCUGGACCUGGUGCAGCAAGCCUCCAACUACAAGCAGCUGAGGAAGGGAGCUAACGAAGCCACUAAGACUUUAAACCGAGGCAUUGCUGAGUUUAUAGUCAUGGCUGCUGACGCUGAACCGCUGGAGAUCAUCCUCCACCUGCCACUUCUCUGCGAGGACAAGAACGUGCCGUAUGUGUUUGUCCGCUCCAAGCAGGCGCUGGGCCGAGCCUGUGGGGUGUCGCGCCCCGUCAUUGCUACCUCUGUCACCAUAAAGGAGGGCUCUCAGCUCAAGCCACAGAUUCAGUCUGUUCAGAUGGCUAUUGAGAGACUGCUGGUGUGAUUUCUAAGCACUGUUUCAACAGCAGCUCAGCUGGGUUGAUGCAUCCACAAUUCCAUCUUAUUUUAUGUUUGGUAAAAGAAAAAAAAAGUGCUAAUCAAAUGGAUAUUUUGUUUGCUUUUUUAAGUUGAUUUUAGUUUUCACUUUGCACAGCCAUCACCUGUUUAAUAAAGUCAUUCUUUUUAAAUCUUUA